AUGGGUCGUGGGAAACUGAAACUGGAAUUAAUCCCUGACGAGAAAUCACGCAAAACAACAUUUAUCAAAAGAAAAAAAGGGAUCAUGAAGAAAGCUUAUGAAUUCUCCGUCCUCUGCGAUGUUGACAUUUGCCUUCUCGUUUCGGAUAUGGAAUCGGGUCGGGUCCAGACCCAAACAAGGCGCGGGUUGUCGUCGAAAAAUCAGGAGGAUCAUCCUCAUCAUCUCCAAGAUGGCACUACGAUACUCGAAACCUAUCCACCGGAGAGACACAACGUUUUGAGGAUCAUCCAAAAGUACCAGAAAGCCCUUACGCAAAGGGCUUCGAAUAAGAGCUACGACCUGGCUGGUCUCCUGGCCGAGCGCAACAAAAAGGUCCAGACUGAGAUCUCCCGCUGCAGGAAGAAGUAUUACGCUGUCAAGUACCCGGCGUCGACCGAUCUCCUCGAAGGUUUCUCCGCCAAUGAACUUGCUAAGCUCUACGGUCGCCUCGGUGUAAAGAUCGAAACUGUCAAGAAGAUUAUAGAGGAUAAGAAGAAGAAGGGAAAAGUACCACUCAAAGCCAUGAAAAACGAGAAUGUAUUCCGUCGUUAUCAAACACAACAACAGCUCUUCCCGCCAAUAGUGAAGAACCCGCCUCGUCAUGAGUUCGAUUCGAGUGCUUUUUCAUUGAGUAAUAAUUCCAACUCUAUGAUGUUUAAGUUACUGGGUGGUGAUAUUAACCAGAGUAGUAGUACUACUACUAGCAAGAAAGACUACGGUAUUAGUACUACUAUUUAUAAUAAUAACAACAUGCACAAUGGUUAUGGCACUACCGAAUUUGGACCUGGUCGAGUUUACCAUCAUCAUCAGGAUUAUGCAACGGCUGGAGCUUUUCUGGAUAAUAAUUACUUGAUGAUGCAGAAUAAUAUAGGUACCAAAAAUACGGCAUUGAAGGCAUCCACCUCUAAUAGCGACAACAUACAAUACAGUACGGUAACUAGCAUUUUGCGUGGCUCGGGCUAUAAUGAUCCGACGGUGGGGAUGUCUCCGCAGGAGAAGUAUACAAUGAUGAUGAGUAGUGGUAGUGGCAGUUGUACAGCUUCGUCUCUAGACCAUCACUACUAUUAUCCAGCCCCAACUCUGGUGCAGCAGCCAAUAAUGCCGUACAGGCAACUCCCAAUGAAUGGUAGUAUAAAUAAUGUGGAUCCCAGACUUGGCUCAUUUCAGGUAACCUCAGCUACCAGAGAGAACGACUUAAUUGAUGCUGUCAACAACUUUCUCUCAAGGACAUGA
Humulus lupulus (European hop) is the source of this 1272-nucleotide messenger RNA. RefSeq lists its product as uncharacterized. Gene Ontology annotation, biological process: regulation of transcription by RNA polymerase II. NCBI's taxonomy places the organism in Eukaryota, Viridiplantae, Streptophyta, Magnoliopsida, Rosales, Cannabaceae. Gene Ontology annotation, molecular function: DNA-binding transcription factor activity, RNA polymerase II-specific; protein dimerization activity; RNA polymerase II cis-regulatory region sequence-specific DNA binding. Bases 1 to 1272 code for a protein of 423 amino acids. The transcript has a single exon. The record is from RefSeq and is a predicted model, not a curated record.